This is a messenger RNA of Aureobasidium uvarum, 420 nucleotides long. Lineage: Eukaryota; Fungi; Ascomycota; Dothideomycetes; Dothideales; Saccotheciaceae. The record is from the annotation of a GenBank genome assembly.
AUGGUCCGCAUCGCCGGUCUCACCCUCGUCCUCGCAGCCCUGUGCAGCAUCCUCUUCGUCACCCCCAUCCUCGCCGAAAGCGAGUGGGAUUGGACAAUGGACCGCAUAGCAUGCGCGAGAAAGGACGUCCGGAUCCUCGCUGCCGUUGAUCGUCUCUGCAACAAGAACAUCCACAUCCCUGGUGCGACCGCGCAGCUGGGCGAGAGCUUUGACGGCAAGAACAAGGUCGCCGUGCUGGUGAACCCUAUGUGCUGGAGUGAUGGCCGUAUCAACGCUAACAGCAAUGUCUGGAUCCCCAAGUACUGGUGCGAAAGACAGUUUUGGAAAGUUUGUGCGCAAGGAAAUGGUGCGGGCAGAGGUUACCAGGUCUUCGGUGGCAGGGGUUGUCAGAGUUUCUGGAUCACGGACAACAAGUGGUAG